AUGCCCGGAGUUCUCGAAAAUCGAUCAGGUGACUCAGGCUUCGACAGCUCACAGGUGGAUUUGCAGGACAAAAAUGGAGCCCAAGUAGUUUUCAACGAGCAAACUAACUAUGUGCCCAAGCGCACGAUCAUCACGAUCUUUUUGGCAUGCUCGACCGUCGACCUUGUGGCCCUGAUGGACCAGACGACGCUGGCUUCAUCGUUAUCUAUUAUUGGCAACGAUCUGGGUGCCAGCGACCAGACAUCAUGGAUCUCCGGUGCAUAUUUUGUGACAUCGACAUGUUUCCAACUUCUCUAUGGGAAAUUGUCUGACAUCUGGUCACGGAAGCUUGUGCUCUUCGUUGGCCUGGCGAUUUUCUUCAUCGGAUCCCUUGCAGCAUCUCUCUCGCAAACUGUUACCCAGCUUAUCGUCUUCCGCGCGCUUACCGGCGUUGGUGGUGGCGGCCUAAUGACCGUCGCUCAGAUGAUCGUUAGCGAUGUUGUACCUCUCCGUGAGCGGGGCAAAUACCAAGGCAUUCUAGGUGCCGUGGUCGCCAUUGCAAAUGGCAUCGGUCCAGUAAUUGGCGGUGCACUAGCAUCUAUAUCGCAUGAUUCCUGGCGCUGGAUCUUUCGUUUGAAUUUACCUCUGACAGUAAUUACAACGCUUUUUGUGCUCUUCUUCAUGCCUCUUCGCAAGGUGGAAGGGGAUUGGAAAGUCAAGGUGAAAGCAAUUGACUUCUUUGGAGCAUUUCUUUCCCUUGGAGGCACCUCGGUCCUACUUCUUGGAUUGAACUGGGGCGGUGGUGAAUACCAAUGGGAUUCUGCACAUGUCGUUGCAACUCUUGUGGUGGGCUUUGCGAUCUCCGUGGUCUUUGUGGUAUGGCAGUGGAAGGGCGCGCGAAACCCCUUGGUACCAAUGCAUAUCUUCAAGGAGAGGAUCGUGAAUGGUGCAUCCUUGACCAUGUUUAUAAACGGAUGGAACUUUCUGGUUCAGGUGUACUAUAUCCCAACCUUUUACCAACUGGUAUUUGAAUAUUCGACUGUGAAAGCGGGCGCUAUGUUGCUUCCUAUUACCUUGAUGCAAACUGUGAGCAGUACUCUUUCAGGUCUCGUCGUACAUUGGAUUGGACGUUACCGAGAGUGUAUUCUCUUUGGAUGGGUGAUAUGGGCGGUUGGACUGGGGCUUUUUUCCACUCUGGAUCAAUCAUCUGGAGUUGGAAAGCAGAUCGGAUAUGGAAUUUUGACCGGCGUUGGGGUUGGGAAUACGUUACAGCCUUCUCUGAUCGCGAUUCAGGCCGGUGUCGAGCGACGAGAUAUGGCAGUAGUAACCUCGUUCCGAAACUUUGCCCGGAACCUCGGUGGUACCCUAGGUCUUGCCGUUGCUGGAACUAUCAUUAACAAUGUCGUUGCAUCGUCCAUUUCCGUUCUCGGUCUCGAUCAAGCUGAUUCUCGGUCAUUGCUCUCAAGUCCUCAAAAUUACCUGUCCAGUCUCUCAGCCGAGGAAGCCAAAAAUAUUCGCGAUGUUCUGAUUCCAGCCUACAAGAAAGGCUUUCGAAUAAUUUUCAUUAUUGGGGCAGUUUUAGCAGCACUAGCUUUCUUCAUAGCUAGUUGGCUCAUCCCACAAAUUGGGCUUAAACGGGUCGAUGAUGAAAAGCUAAAGGAGGAAGGGAAGAAGCGCAUGAAUAUCAAUCAUGAUGAGGAGAAGAAGGGUUGA
Molecule: messenger RNA, 1692 nt
Organism: Penicillium macrosclerotiorum
Lineage: Eukaryota; Fungi; Ascomycota; Eurotiomycetes; Eurotiales; Aspergillaceae
Product: MDR family MFS transporter
Exons: 6
Coding region: 1-1692 (563 amino acids)
Biological process (GO): transmembrane transport
Molecular function (GO): transmembrane transporter activity
Source: RefSeq, a predicted model, not a curated record